This is a messenger RNA of Zymoseptoria tritici IPO323, 285 nucleotides long. RefSeq lists its product as uncharacterized. The record is from RefSeq and is a predicted model, not a curated record. The transcript has a single exon. Lineage: Eukaryota; Fungi; Ascomycota; Dothideomycetes; Mycosphaerellales; Mycosphaerellaceae. The annotation marks the transcript as partial.
AAGGUGCCGACAUAUGAAUACUACGGCUUCACACUCUACCUGACCAGCUCGCUGUCGUUCAUCGUCUAUCUUCUCUGGUCAUUCCUCCCCUCUCCAUUCCUCCAUCAACUCGGCAUCAGCUACUAUCCCAACCGCUGGUGGGCCCUCGCCAUUCCCGCCUGGACAGUCAUGCUGCUAGUCUACAUCUACGUCGCGCUGGCAUCUUACAACGUCGGCUACCUCACCCUGCCACUCACCAGUCUUGAAUGCCUCGUCGACGAAGCCGCCAAUGUCGCCGUCGUGGAC